UCGGUUGGUGCCACGCGGUCUUGCCGAGACGUAGUCGUCGUUAUUGUCGUGGUUGUUGUCGUUGUUCGCCGGGAGAAGAAUCGCGGCUGCAGGGAGCAGAGAACACACAGCGAGAGCAUGUGGAGGCGUGUCGAGAAGCGUGAACCGUGGCAUCGUGGUUGCCGAGGGUCAAACGUAGCUGGUGGUCGCGUGGCGCGAUGGUGCGUUGGGUGUGGAUGCGCGCUUUUCCUUCUGCUGCUGGUUACCCUCGUCAGCCAGCCAGUCCAGUGCCAAACAUUCAUCCGGCGAACGGCCAAUGUUUGCCGGACAGAUGACGAGUGUCCGAUGCAAGCCUACUGCGAACGCUACAAUUCGGUCCACGAGUAUGGUGUCUGUUCGUGUAUGGCGGGCUACUUUGCUGUAACCGAUGCUAACAGUACACGCAGAUGUUUGCGAGCGGCCACCGAUAUUGGCGACUAUUGUCUUCACAACGAUCAGUGCCAGUACACGCUGAGUACGGAUUCCGAGUGCCGGGAUAACUCCUGCCAGUGUCGCGAAGGUGCACAUUACGUGGAGCGUGAGAAGCGUUGCUACAAGACGAGCUUUCUGGGCGAUUACUGCCGCCUAACCAACAACUGCAUCGGCAAUGGCACGUACUGCCGGGACGGUGUCUGUGUCUGCACUCCCGGUAAACACCCAAAUAACGAUAGAAACCGGUGCCUGCAGGAUGCCAAGCUGGGUGACCCGUGCUUCCGGGAUGAGGAGUGCGUGACGGACAAUUCGCGCUGUGCCCAGGAGGUCUGCACGUGCCGCAUCAGUCACGUGCUGAACGAACACCGGAACCGAUGCUUACCAAUUGCCAGUAAAAUGUACGAUCUUUGCGAAGAGCACAUCCAGUGUCUGUACAACAUUCCCUACUCACAGUGCCGCAUCACGACCGGAACGGAUGGUAUUACUAGCGGCCGGUGUUCCUGUGCGAAUCGUUUCCACGAGACGAACCUGAAAUGCUACUCAUCCGUACACUUGAAUGGGAUCUGUGAGGUGAAUGAAAACUGCAUCGAUAUCGACACAGCCUGCAUUCACGGGCGUUGCCGCUGUAUAGAUCACCUGAUAGAGGUGAACGGAGUGUGCUCUGGGACCGUGUCGAUGAUUCACCGUAGUUCUGUAAUUCUCAUUCUAACGUUGGUUAUACUUGCCACAUCAUACAGCAUUAGUUGACCUCGAAAGCAUAACGCAAUCAUAACGAGGCGUAAACGAUGGCUACUCUCGAUCGAGACGAUACUCACACCGUGCAGCGUUCACACGUCAGCUUAUGCAUUCCAAAGGUUCCAACCAAUGCACCUAUUUACCGUCCAAACAGUUAGAAUAAUUAGAUAAGAAUAAAUUCGUUGGCCUGCGAUCACUUUUA
Anopheles aquasalis is the source of this 1387-nucleotide messenger RNA. RefSeq names its product prion-like-(Q/N-rich) domain-bearing protein 25. The record is from RefSeq and is a predicted model, not a curated record. Lineage: Eukaryota; Metazoa; Arthropoda; Insecta; Diptera; Culicidae.